CGUGCCUGCCGCCCGCCGGCCCGCAGCCGCCGCCAUGCCCGAGGACUCGGUCCGGGAGGCCUACAAGCUGCCCCCGACCCGCACCCCCGAAUCCGACAGGAUCACAUCGGUGCCCAACCCGGCCCAGUUCUUUCAGACCGUCUUCAACUAUGUCGUGGACGCGCCCAUCACCUUCGUCCGAGAGUGGAUCGAGCGCCAGCACGCCAAGAACAAGUUCUACUACUACCACCAGAAGUUCCGCCGGGUGCCCGACCUGAGCGAGUGUCUGGAGGGGGAUUACCUCUGCUACUUCGAGGCUGAAGCACAGUGGAGGAGGGACAGGAUGGUCGACCAGGAGAUUGUGGAGAUCAUCCGGGAAAGGCUGGGUGCCUGCAAGCACAGGGAAGGACCCAACCAGUUCCAGAACUGUGCCAAGGAGAUGGAGCUGCUGGCACAGGUCACCAAGGCCUACCAGGACAGAUAUGGGGAUCUUGGUGUCCAUGGAAACGCCAGGACAUGCCUGAUGAAGCAGAAGCACAGGAUGAUGGAGGAGAGGAAGGCACAGGCAAAUGCCUCUCAGUAGGUGGACGUGGCCAGCACCUGUCCACGGUGCCUGUGCCCAGUGCUGCAUGUUGGACCUCAAUAAAUGUGCAGCCC
Dryobates pubescens (Downy woodpecker) is the source of this 636-nucleotide messenger RNA. RefSeq names its product NADH:ubiquinone oxidoreductase subunit B10 (gene NDUFB10). The transcript has 4 exons. The record is from RefSeq and is a predicted model, not a curated record. NCBI's taxonomy places the organism in Eukaryota, Metazoa, Chordata, Aves, Piciformes, Picidae. Bases 35 to 562 code for a protein of 175 amino acids.